CCACUUCACGCGUUUCAGGCUGAGUUCGGCAGCAGCUCKUAAAACAUUUAGCGAACUUCUCUCCUCCGCUUCGCUCACGUAUUUGAAUUGAAGUGCACUUUCCUCGGCCGCUUUGGUGGAGUAACUACUUGGAAUAUUUUGAAUUUCGCUGUUUUUUUCUUAAUUUUUCUUGGCCGCAUUUUUCCRCCAGAGGAAGCGCUCCCUCACCGGACAGGAGAAAGUUUUCUUUACUUUUCUUUUUUUUCUCCUCGUCGGUUCUUGUUGGUACAUGCAAUGUCACGGAAUUCUAAAAGGAGAAAGAAAUGUUUGGGAUUAGUUUUAUUYUUUCCGUGUGAACGUGUUUCUUGACUUUUUACAUAUAAAUAUAUAAUAUAAAUAGCAGUUGAGCGUCUGGCGACAGGACUUCAUAAUCAAUGUGGUGUCAGCUGGAAGGACCCCGGGUCCGGAUCUCACCUAAACGCUGAUACGUCUUGGGAGUGAUGCACUGGCUUCCCCUGGUUGCCAUGGUGAUUGCCUCGGCCCUGCCCUACCCUCACAACCCGGCGACCGCGCAGCCCGGCUCCGGCAGCCGCCGCGACCCGGCCGCUCGCCCCGCAGCUCCUCCUCCCGCGGACGACAGCCUCCGAGGAAAUGCCUCGCGACCGGACGACGGCGCGGCUGACGCCCCGAGCCCGCACGACCUCCAGAACCAUCGGGGUCCCGAAAGACCCUCCGUUUACCAAGAGACCUCCACAGCCAGAGUGGAGGAUCAGAUCGCCUCCUUCCAAACAUUCAGCGUCUCAGACACGGACAGUUUGGAUUCUUCACCUCUCAGGACCGAGGAGCUCCCAGAGGAUAACGCUCUGCCGCAGGACUACGAAACCCACGGUUCCCGCAGCAGGAAGGUUUCUCCUGGUGUUUUGGACCUCACAGACUCUCCAUUACAGAUGUCCACAGUGGAGAACUACGAUGUGGUUAGCCCCGCCACGCUGCUGAAGGGUCGGAGGGGACUGGAGCCCACUGCUCCUUCAGGACCGGUUCGGAACGUGCCACAAAGCAGGACGGGAACUAAAACGAGUCCAGGCUCGACCCUGGAGGCCGGACUGGGUCUCCGGGCCGAGCUCGAUAGCCUUCUGGACGGAGACGACGUGUUUUUGAAUGCGCACCCACGAGUCCUUUUCUCCUCCUCCCUGUCGCCCCCCGAACACCCACCCGUGCUGCUGAUGCUGGAGAGCGGCCUGUCYGAGGACGGGGACGGGCGGGAGGAUCUGGACAGGCACGCCGAGGGUCACGGCGACCGCGCCAUCGACCGGAGCACGACUCCGAGUUGGGCGGACUACUCAGAGGCCGGCCGGCCCGUAAGAAGGGACAAGCGGUCGCACCUGAUGGACAGGAGGAGGGGGGAAAAGGCCGUCUGCGAGUCGGAGAGCGAGUGGGUCACAGACAAGACCACCGCCACCGACUCCCACGGACAGGUCGUCUCCGUUCUACCGGAGAUCCAGACGCAGACGGGACCCAUCAAGCAGUACUUCUACGAGACCCGCUGCCGCCAGGACAAGCAGCCGAGCGGCUCCGACAGGAAGAAGGGCAAGGCGGAGCGAGCGCUGGGGACGGACGGAGCCAGGUGCUUCGGCGUGGACAACAAACAGUGGCACAGCGAGUGCAAGGCCAAGCAGUCGUACGUCCGAGCGCUCACCAAGGACGCAAACAACCGAAUCGGGUGGAGGUGGAUUCGCAUCGAUUCGUCCUGCGUGUGCGUGCUGCUGUCCAGGACGGCUCAGGGGAAGGAGGUCUUGCCGAGACGGAGUAGAGGCUGACGGGAGGAAGUGGGGUGGGAGAAGAGCAGCUCAGACAUACGUUCUGUCUAAUAAUGGAAGUUAUCCACUUUUUCCUCAUCUCUCUGUUUUCUGCCCUCCUCAACGGGACUUAAAAAAAAACAACAAGACCUCAAAACUAGAUCUUAGGGAAAAUUGUUAUAUAGAGAUUUGACAUUAAGAAGUACUGUUUUUGUAUGAAUUAUCUUUCAUAAUCUAAGUUAUUUUGGUUAGUAUAUAAGCAUGUCUUUGAUAUUAAUAUAUUCCUUAACAUGUGUGUAUAAUAUGACACCAGUAUACCUUUAUGUAUUUCAGUGUGUAUUUAUAGAAGACGUCUUCAUGCAGUAGUAGGUCUCUCGGGUGUCUGAUGAUAACUCCAGCCUCUGGUUUCGCUCGUUGGUUGUAGAAGCAAACAGCGCCACCUACAGAGAGUUUAUCGUACUGCUCCAAACUCUCACCGGAUGAAUGAAUGUUGCAACACAAAAACACAAAAACAAACAAACAAAACGACAGCGUUUUCACACACCGAUCUGUGUGGCUAAAUGCAGUUUGUAAAUUAUGUGAUCCCCAAAGAUCUGCUGUUUUUCUUCACUUGGACCGCCGAAUAUAAUAAAAGACCUUUGUAUUCAUU
This is a messenger RNA of Austrofundulus limnaeus, 2424 nucleotides long. RefSeq names its product neurotrophin 4 (gene ntf4). Lineage: Eukaryota; Metazoa; Chordata; Actinopteri; Cyprinodontiformes; Rivulidae. Gene Ontology annotation, molecular function: growth factor activity; nerve growth factor receptor binding. Gene Ontology annotation, biological process: neuron projection morphogenesis; modulation of chemical synaptic transmission; positive regulation of peptidyl-serine phosphorylation. The record is from RefSeq and is a predicted model, not a curated record. Bases 480 to 1796 code for a protein of 438 amino acids. The transcript is spliced from 2 exons. Gene Ontology annotation, cellular component: axon; synaptic vesicle; dendrite.